UUGGUUUCCUUCCCUGGCAACCCAAGAUGCAGCUCCAGCUUCACGGCUCGGUACCGAGAGAAGGGUAGUCGGUGCGGGUGGGAGAUGGACUGAGUUAGGGCGCUCUUCCGACUAGCGAAGCUGAGUGCGUUGAAAUACACACAGCUCGGCUGAAAUCAUUGGCGAUUGCUGGUGACUGAAACCACACGAAAACAAUAGUACCUUUGCCAAUCUUUCACAUCCCACUCCAAACACACUAACACGGCAUUGAUGGUAAUGUAUGCAGGGAAACAACCGAGACUCGGCGAUGGGUGCGACCGAAGAGAUUCCCAGCCCUAUCAGACUCUCAAAUACCCAUCCAAGCGCCAUCCAGGGGGGGACCACCGCCAUGAGAAGAUGCGAGACACCGCAGACAUCACUCCCCCCUGCAAAAUGCUCAGGCGCUCAGACAGCCCUGAAAACAAACACAUCGACACCACUGGCCACAGCAGAGCGAAGGCUGUCCACACGCACCGCGGCAGAGACCGGGAUGGAGGGACCAGUUUUUCUCCACAAGAAAACAACCACAGCUCUCUGCACAACUCCAACCAUUCUAAUCCCAGCAAGACAUCAGACACACCUUAUGAGCCUGGGGAUGACUGGUCCGAACACAUCAGCUCCUCUGGGAAGAAGUACUACUACAACUGUAGGACAGAGGUGUCCCAGUGGGAGAAGCCCAAAGACUGGCUGGAGAGAGAGCAGAGGCAAAAAGAGCCCACGAAGACUACGGUUGUCAAUACUUUCCCCAAAGACAGGGACUACAGGCGGGAGGCCAUGCAGGCCUCGGCGGCCACUGGUUUUACUGGUGCUAAGUCGAGCCAUGCGGAGAAGCCCGCGACGGCCCCCUCCGGCCAGUCAUCGUCGGGGUCCGGGGCCCUGAACUCGUCGUCUUCUUCGUCGUCGUCGUCCGGGCCCCCUGGCUCCUCGGCGUCCACCACGGUGCCCGUGUCCCCGGUGCUCCAGUCCCCCACCACCACGCUGCUCCAGGACCCCAGCCUGCUCCGCCAGCUCCUCCCCGCACUUCAGACGGCGCUGCAGCUCAACAACGCCAGCGUGGACAUGGCCAAAAUCAACGAAGUUCUCACCGCUGCGGUCACUCAAGCAUCUUUACAGUCAAUGCUCCACAAGAUCCUCACCGCAGGCCCCUCUGCGUUCAACAUCACUACUCUCCUCUCACAAGCUGCUCAGCUCUCCAGCCAAGCAGCGCAACAGUCGAAUCAUUCGCCCAUGUCGCUGACCUCGGACGCCUCCUCGCCCAGGUCCUACGUGUCCCCCCGGAUCAGCACGCCACAGAGCAACGCUGGCACCCACAAGCCCAUCCUCGGCACGCCGCCCGCCAUCUCGCAACCAAAAGUGAGCACGCCCUCUGUGAAGCAGGCGUCUCUUCCCCAGCCCUCGCAGCCCCUCCCCAGCGACAAGCAGCACGGGCACGACCCCACCGCAGCCUCCCCGCGCUCCCUCCAACGCCAAGGCAGUCAGAGGAGUCCCUCCCCGGGCCCUAACCACGUCGCUACCAACAGCAGCAGCAGCAGCAGCAGCAGCAGCAACAACCAUCACCAUAGCAGCAGUAGCAGCAACCACCACCACCACCAUAGCAGCAGCAACCACUCAUCCAACUCCUCCUCGGCCCCCCACAGUGGGGCAGGAUCACGGCCCUCCAGCUCCUUCACCCCCACGCUCGCCGCCCACUUCAACGAGAACCUGAUCAAGCAUGUCCAGGGCUGGCCCGCCGACCACGCCGAGAAGCAGGCGUCCCGGCUGCGGGAAGAGGCCCACACCAUGGGCAGCAUCUGCAUGUCGGAGAACUGCACGGAGCUCAAGAACCUGCGCUCCCUGGUCCGGGUGUGCGAGAUACAGGCCACGCUGCGCGAACAGAGGAUACUGUUUUUGAGACAACAAAUCAAAGAACUUGAAAAGUUGAAGAACCAGAAUUCCUUCAUGGUCUGAGAACUCUUGAGGCGGUGGGUCGUUUUGGUUGCCGUGAGAUGGGGAAGAAGAGGAAUAGGGCGGGUGGGGAGACCCAUGUUGCACAUAGUUGGGAGGUAGACAAAGAGAGGGAGAGAACGGAGAACAAUUGCUGAGUUCUUGUUGACCCCCCCCCCCCCCCCCCCUCAGACACACACACACACACAUACACACACACACUCCCCCGUCCCCCCUACCCCUAUCCCCACCUCCCCAGUCUUGACACACAGGAUCUUCGUUUGGCCCGGCAGGCCUUGGAGAAGGAAAGAAGAAAAGGUGAAGCGUUGGUGAGGGGGAAAGAAAGCAGGAUAGGGUGGGUUUACAAGACUUUGGUUUUGUACAAAAGAAAAGAAAAAAGCAAAAAAAAUAAAACGUAAAAAAAAAAUGACCCUGGUGUGGGGGGGGGAAUGGGGGGUGCAAAAAAAUGUAGAUUUCUUGUAGAUGUUAUCUAUGUUGUACAUAUGUUUUGUAGAUUGAAGCCAUGGAAAGCCAUGCCUAUCAAAAGCUUUUGACAUCCAAAACUAAUCAACGCCUAGGCGGCUACGUUGUCUAGCUAGCCUUUUCCUUCAUGUUAACCUGUCCGCAGACCUAAACGCAACAUUUGCUCUGGGCGGUAGAUUGUCGAACCAUUGCCUUGGUUGCACAUGUAUGACCUGUUUGGAAACGGGAGGACGUUUUUAAGCCAUUACAUUUUACACACAUACAAAAAAAAGCUAAACACACUGGUGUCCAUAUUUCCUUUCUCCCCCCCCCCCCUCCUCUCAAAGUAAUGGUUUAAUGGAUUAUUGUGUUCAGAUAUCAUAUUUUUCCGCUGGGAUGAGUUGUAUUGGGUGACUCGGUGUAGACCUCUCUCCCUAAGCAGCUCCAUUGUAACUGUGGUUCAGCUGUCUACAUGCAGCUUUCAUUGGUCCCUGCAUUACCCAACCUGAAAAUAACAGUGCCUGAUGGUGUGGAGUCGCUUGCGUGUGUUUGUGUGGUUGGUUGAUUAUUAUUUUAUUUUUUUGGAAGAAGAAAAUAAAAGAACUAGCGGAAGGUGGACUAUGAAAGACGCGAGUUGUGUGCUGCUUAGAACCAUUCCCACAGCGAAGCCCUUCUCCGAUGCUCCGCCCAGGCUCUAAGGGACUGUCGGCAGUUCAAACCCUCCUAGUAGUAUGUUCUGGUUGGUUUUAUUUUGUUUUAUUCCUCCUUGCCCAAGGAGUUCUGCUGAACAACUCUUGUUUAUAAAAAAGAAAAAAAAGGCUGGGUGACACUGCUUGUCCAUUCCUUUUGUACAGUUACUAAUAGUGAGUGACGUUUUUAAAUGGUGGUUCUCAAAGAAAUAAAAUUAUUAUCAUUAUUAUUACAGGUUAAUGCAGUGAUGACUGGUAUAUCACACAUGCUGUACUCCUAAACACUUAGUACUUUUUGUUUUCUUUUUGGACUGUUGAGAUUGGGCAAGUGCUACUAGGGGGGUGAGCUGCUGCGGGUUGUUUAUUUUAUUUUAUUUUAUUCUUUUUUGGGGAGAGGGCCACCGCCUUGAUGCGGAGGGACAAUGCUGAUCACCACCACCACCACCCAAAUGUGCACAUCCUGAGUCGACGCAGGCUGCAACGCGAGAUCACACGGUCAAAUGUGAAAUGUAUGUAUUGUAAUAAACAUGCUAAACUAAAGUGAGCCCUGGUUAUUAUUUAUCCGUCUGCGUGUUGUCAUACGCCUAGUGCCUUGUUGGUAAUCUUCACAUCUCUUUAAUUUUCCUGAGGUAAAGCUUUUUGUUGUAAUUUGACGCUCUUUAUCGAGAAAAAGACCUUCAACAAGCAUGUUAUGAUCAGCUAUGGGUUGUAUUUUAAUUUUUCUGGUACGUCUCACGUAAUUUGUGUUUUGGUUGCUUUCCGAGCCGGGUCCUAUGCUGCAAUGGACCUUUGUUUCCCUCCAUCGUAUUACAUGGCGUCUACUGAGUAAUCAACUGCACCACACAUUUGGUAAAGGUCCCCUCACCGUUGCAAUGUAUAUUUCCUCAAGUAUAUUGUCCAAAUAAAUAAAAUAUGACUCUUG
Messenger RNA from Gadus morhua (Atlantic cod), 4014 nucleotides. RefSeq names its product WW domain containing adaptor with coiled-coil a (gene waca). Gene Ontology annotation, biological process: positive regulation of TORC1 signaling; regulation of autophagy. Gene Ontology annotation, molecular function: RNA polymerase II complex binding; chromatin binding. The transcript has 13 exons. Gene Ontology annotation, cellular component: nucleus. The record is from RefSeq and is a predicted model, not a curated record. Bases 250 to 1965 code for a protein of 571 amino acids. Lineage: Eukaryota; Metazoa; Chordata; Actinopteri; Gadiformes; Gadidae.